Molecule: messenger RNA, 579 nt
Organism: Debaryomyces tyrocola
Lineage: Eukaryota; Fungi; Ascomycota; Pichiomycetes; Serinales; Debaryomycetaceae
Source: the annotation of a GenBank genome assembly
AUGACCCCUGAGCAAGCUGGAAAGGCCCUCUUCAGUAUCUUCGAUAUGAUCAAAGUCUCGCCAAAAGCUGAUUAUCCGUUAAGAAGAUUUGGAAAGAUUGUUAUGGAUAGAAAUCCAGAAAAUUACUUUGCAGAAGUCGAACAAGCUGCAUUUAGUCCUGCUAAUACUGUUGCUGGGAUAGAACCCUCUGCCUAUACGCAAAGUUAUCGUUUGGGAACCAAUUUCAACCAAAUACCUAUUAACAGUCCACUCCAGGCCUAUUGCCCCUUCCAACGAGACGGUCCGCGGGCUAUUAAUGGCAACUACGUGCCUGUGGCUAAUUAUUCUAGCUCCUUUGAACCUCUCAACUAUCAUGCUGAUGCCACUCUUUCUGAAGCCCACGAGAAGUGGCUUGAUAAAGCUUCGAGCUUUCACUGGGCUGCCACCAAUGAUGAUUACCAUCAAGCACUUGAUAUGUGGAAAGUAUUUGGAAGAGGUGGCCAGCAAGAUUCCUUUAUCCACAACAUUAUUUCUCCUAAUGUGAAAGCUGCUAGCCCCGAUGUGCAAGACAGGAUGUUUGAAAUGUUCAUUAAAGUUUAG